This is a messenger RNA of Gossypium arboreum, 1701 nucleotides long. RefSeq names its product caltractin-like. The record is from RefSeq and is a predicted model, not a curated record. Gene Ontology annotation, biological process: centriole replication; chlorophyll catabolic process; mitotic cell cycle. Gene Ontology annotation, molecular function: red chlorophyll catabolite reductase activity; calcium ion binding. Gene Ontology annotation, cellular component: centriole; centrosome; chloroplast. Lineage: Eukaryota; Viridiplantae; Streptophyta; Magnoliopsida; Malvales; Malvaceae. The coding region runs from base 134 to 1552 and encodes 472 amino acids. The transcript is spliced from 8 exons.
CCGUCGUAGGCUACGGGGUUAGGAUGCUGGUGUCGUGUCCGCCUGUUCUUUCAAGUUCCGUAACGGAGUAACUUGUAUUCUUCCAUAACCUCUGUGCAUUAGCAAAGGGGCAGCCAUCCGACAACUGGAACUAAUGGCUGUCGUUUUCCCACACUUCCCACUUCCUUCACUCUCAUCUUCACCUUCUUCUUCUUCUUUCUCUCAACCUUCACCCAGACCCCAAUUUUUUGCAUCCUCUGCAUCUCCCAUGGACAAUUCCCCCAAAAAGUUCAUGGAUUUCCCAUUUGUCACUGCCCCGCGUAGGAACUUGAUGAUCGAUCUCGUAUCCACGAUGGAGCACCGUCUACAGUCUCAACUCAAACCAUGCACUUUACCUUCCGAUUUACAACAUUACUACAAUCCAAGUAAAACCUCCCAUGGCUCACUUUAUAUCCGAUCAGGCCAUACCUCUUCUCAGGUUGAUUUCAUGCUAGGAAGUUGGUUACACUGUGAGCUGCCAACAGGGGGAGCACUGGAUAUAACAAGCCUUUCAGCUUAUCUGAAUGCUUCCACAGAUGCACCGAAUUUCCUUUUUGAGCUCAUACAGAAUAGCCCAACGUCACUUGUUCUCAUUCUGGAUUUACCACCUCGAAAGGACCCAGUCUUAUAUCCCGAAUACCUUCAAACUUUUUAUGAGAACACCCGGCUUGAAUCACUUAGGCAAGCGCUUGAGAAACUCCCAGAAGUUCAACCCUACUACUCCUCAGCACUUUACAUUCGAUGUCUCACCUCUCCCACAUCGAUCAUGAUCCGAAUCAACAUAGAGGGGACUGAGGGAGACGGACCAGGACGCAUGGAGGAGAUUAUAAAGGAUCACAUAGAUCCCGUGGUGAAAGAAGCAUUGGGGAUAUGGUUGGAUCAAUGUGCUUGUGGAAACAGAAAUGUGGAUGAGGCGGAAAAGGCAUAUUUGGAGAAGAGGGAUGGAUUGGUUAGGAACAAGACAAUUGAGAUUGAUAUAGGCUCAAGCUUCCCAAGAUUGUUUGGGCCCGACGUAGCAAAUCGUAUAUUAGAGGCUUAUGGAAGGGCAUCGCAGAAAGGCAAGCCUAAGGGACGUCACCAGGGAUUAAGCCAACAAAAGAGGCAAGAGAUUAAGGAAGCAUUUGAAUUAUUUGACACUGAUGGCUCAGGUACCAUUGAUGCUAAAGAGCUGAAUGUGGCCAUGAGGGCUCUUGGUUUUGAGAUGACAGAAGAGGAAAUCAAACAAAUGAUCGCGGAUGUGGACAGGGAUGGCAGUGGUGCUAUUGAUUUUGAUGAGUUUGUGCACAUGAUGACUGCCAAGAUUGGGGAGAGGGACACUAACGAAGAGCUUAUGAAAGCAUUCCAAAUCAUCGAUCAAGAUAACAAUGGAAAGAUAUCUGUCCAAGACAUUAAUCGCAUUUCAAAGGACCUUGGUGAACUCUUAUCCCAGAAAGAGAUUCAAGAUAUGAUCGAGGAAGCCGACCGAGAUUGUGAUGGUGAGGUAAACAUAGAUGAGUUCAUGAGGGUGAUGAAGAGAACAACAUAUGGCUACUAGAAGUUGCAUUUCAUGCUCAAGCGAGGGUUGAUUGAAGUCAUGCUAUAGCAGUAGAUAUUGUAAAUAAAAAAGAAAACCAUGUUUUGGAUGUUCUAAAUACUGAAUUUAAUAUUUCAUCAUAUUAAAUACUAUGCUGUUUUUUUAAUUAA